GCGCUAAAAUAAUGUCUUGGCUGCCUCGUUUUCUGAUAUUCCGUGGCGGGAUGUAAGCAGCCAUCUUGGAAUUUAUUCUUUUUGGAAGCCGGUUUAUUAAACAACUACAGUUAAAUUAAGUUAUUUCCAGCCUCUAUUCAUCGCUCAAAGUUUUGUUAUGUUGAUGAGUCUAUCAUAUAAAUCUCAAAAUUUACAAUUCGACUGCGAAAUGUGCUAGGUAAGUGUCCAGAUCUUCAAUCUAAUCUGAGUUGUAAUGUGGUCGUAGUUGCGCAAGUAAUGGCGUUUUGAAUGAUGGGCUGAACCUUCUUCGAUGUUUGAGUGUUUAAUGAGGUGUGGAGUGGCGUGAGGGGUGGAGGAGUAAGCGUCGGGAGGUCAGUGGCAGGAGGGAGCAGUUUGACAACCGACCUCAGCCGACACCGACACCUUUCAGCCAUGAAUCUGCCCAGUCGAGCACGUGUCUACUGCGAUGUCAAUUCUCACAAGCCACGAGAGUACUGGGACUACGAAGCUUAUGCAGUCGAUUGGGGGCAACAAGACGACUACCAGCUAGUUAGAAAACUUGGCAGAGGCAAAUACAGUGAAGUAUUUGAAGCCAUAAAUGUAACAAGUAACGAAAAAUGCGUAGUAAAAAUAUUAAAGCCGGUGAAGAAAAAGAAAAUCAAGCGAGAGAUAAAAAUUCUUGAGAACUUGAGAGGUGGCAUGAACAUCAUAACGUUACAAGCGGUUGUGAAGGAUCCAGUCUCGAGAACGCCUGCGCUCAUUUUCGAGCAUGUCAACAACACCGAUUUCAAACAACUGUAUCAAACGUUGAACGACUUCGACAUUCGAUACUAUCUGUACGAGCUGCUAAAGGCACUAGACUACUGUCAUAGCAUGGGCAUCAUGCAUAGGGACGUGAAGCCUCACAAUGUGAUGAUCGAUCAUGAAAACAGAAAGCUGCGGCUGAUAGAUUGGGGUUUGGCUGAGUUCUACCAUCCUGGACAAGAAUACAACGUCCGUGUAGCCUCGCGGUAUUUCAAGGGACCUGAACUCCUCGUAGACUAUCAGAUGUACGAUUACUCGCUAGACAUGUGGUCUCUUGGUUGUAUGCUGGCAAGCAUGAUCUUUAGGAAAGAACCGUUUUUUCAUGGACAUGAUAAUUAUGAUCAGUUAGUUCGCAUUGCUAAAGUGUUGGGAACAGAAGAACUUUACGAAUAUUUAGACAAAUAUCACAUGGAUCUUGAUCCAAGGUUUUCAGAUAUCCUAGGGAGACAUUCGCGGAAAAGGUGGGAGAGAUUUGUACAUAGUGAAAACCAGCAUCUUGUCACCCCAGAAGCUCUUGACUUUUUGGACAAACUAUUACGAUACGAUCAUUAUGAACGUCUUACUGCUCGCGAAGCCAUGGAUCAUCCUUACUUCUAUCCAGUUGUGAAGGAGCAGAAUCGGCUGAACAUAGUAUCUUCGUCUCCUACUCCCAUAGCAGGCCCAGUGCCUGCAGGUGAGUAGCAUGCCAGGAGGAACAGCAGCAGUGAGUAGCAGUGCUGGUGUUGGUCCGAGCGUAGCUCCCGGCGUAGGAGUGAUCGCCACGCCUCAAUCAACGCAAUGAACUGUCUAUUGUAUAUUCCAACAAUUGGAAAGUGUUGUUUGCAGACUCGCUUAAGUGUGUUUGUCCACCAUUCGAAAUAACGGUAGGCCUCCUCUGUUCUGCGAACAUUAAUUUUGUAUUGGACUUGAACUGUUAAUGCAUUAUAUUGUAUGUUUAAGACGUCUAUUAAGCGUAUUAUAUAAACUUUUAAUAUGGUCUUAGGAAUUCAGUAAGCAUAAAAAUAUUGGAAACGAAAAUCCGUUGUGUGUUGAAUUCAUUAGAAAACUGGCAGCCUAUUUGUUGAAGACCAUUAUUAAACAUUCUCACCUUAUUAUAAUAGAAAUAUUAUAAUGUAAGAGAAAAAUGACAAAAUUAUUAAACUUAUUCCUUGACUGAACAUGCAUUAUUCUUCUUACUUGCAUUGGUUUUUAUGAGUGAUAUUUUACAACCUUCAAGUUUAGUUGGAUAACUUUAGCACAUCAGAAAAUGAAUAGCUAUUGAGGUAUUGUGUCGUUAUUCGGUCAUUUCAACAAAAAGACUAGAUUUUGCUCAGGUUCAAUUAUUCACAAUACCGAUUAGUUAACUAUUCCGAAUGCUGUCGUUUCAUUCUCAAUCUACCAAUUUAUCUCUACACUAUUUCACCAAUCAUUUCAAGUUAUACCGUAUAAUCUGAUAAGAUUGUUAUCUUUGAUCUGCUGUAAAUUGCUAAAGAAAUCCCAUUUUAAAAAUGAAACUUGUAAAUUGACUUCUAAUAACGAUAAAAGUUCAUUUGAAAUUUGUAAACUGUGCGAUAGAUUAGAAACGUAAUUUGAUUGUACUGCUACUACUACAUUGUUUGAACUUUAUUAAAUAAUUUUAUUUAUUAUUUUAUUUUAAACGGAAUAUAAGCACUGUGCUUCUCACUCUGUCAAGGAAAACUGUGACUUGUUUAUAUUGAAGAUUUUCUUUUUGUACCAUUAACGUUCAAAUUCACAAUUCAAUGAAAGUUGUUAAUUUCUAAAAUUAUAUAUGUUUAGCUUAGUGUAUCACAUGAAUGUUAGCUGUGAUAUGAAACAAUAAAUCCUAUUCUGUUAUUCUGUCAUCUAAAGAUGUUUUCAAAUUUUUGAAAAACGAAACAAAGUAUGUGUGUGGUUUGAAUACCACUGGAACCCUCUCAGAAGUUUGUUUUAAAAAUUGCUUAGAACACGAAUCUAUUGUUUUCACUAUUGGAUUUGACAAUAAUAGAUUUUAGACAUAUCUAUUCGUCAUAUAUCAGUGAGUGGUAUUGGUAAGUUACAUGCUGCAAAGCGUUAAACCACUUUGAGAUAUCUUGAAAUUUCAAUUAAAAAUUGAAAAAUUAAAUAUUGAAAUCUAAGUACAAUGAAAGAGCUUGUUUUCGAUAGUAGUCCUUCAAUUUAUUUGGUAGUUGAAAUAUUUUUAAAUUUAAUCAAAUAAUCAAUAUUUUUCAUUUGUGGAUAUUCUUUAGACUUGAAAUCAAUUUAUUUCAUAUACCAUUGUAUUCUCAUAGUACAAAUUGUUUAUUGUGAGAUAUUACUAAAAACUGUACUAUUACAUCCUCAAGUAUUUAUUAAAGUUAGGAAAAUAAUUAAUAAAAUUUUCACAUAUUUCGAAUGAAAGAUAAAUCAAUUUUUUAGAUCUGUUGCUGAGCAUGUAGCUGUUUUCUUGAAAACCUAAUUAGUUUCUGCUCCGAUUUCUGCAUUAUUAUUCCACGUCUUUUCUGUUCUUCCAAAGAGAGGUUUCUAUUAUGUUAUUCAUAACAUAAUAUAUUGCAAGAUCUCAACUCCUUUCUCAAGCUUACAGAAAAAUAUUUUUCAUUGAAAUAUUGUAAAAAAAAUCACUUUUAGACCUAUGAUUUUCAAUCUGGGAUUUUCAAACUUAUAACAUUUACAAACUAUCACGCUGGUUGUGCAACAAGUAACCAAACAUUCGGUUCAUUUAUGAAAACCUAAAAAUAUAAUCAACUUUUUUCUUUUAUUUUAUUUUUUUUACCGAUGUUUUAGUACCAGCUUUUAUUUAUAUUGUAUUUGUACAUAUCUUGUUUCAUCAAAACCAUAUUUCUCUUAUAAUAUCAGUCUAAUGAGCAUUGCAGAAUUCUACUCUGGAAAAGUACCUAUAUCUUUUGUAACCAUCAAUAAAUCUUUAGUUCAUUUAAUGAUCUAUGUUUCUCAUGAA
This is a messenger RNA of Nilaparvata lugens (brown planthopper), 3736 nucleotides long. Its product is annotated as casein kinase II subunit alpha. Gene Ontology annotation, molecular function: ATP binding; protein serine/threonine kinase activity. Gene Ontology annotation, cellular component: nucleus; cytosol; protein kinase CK2 complex. The record is from RefSeq and is a predicted model, not a curated record. Bases 433 to 1485 code for a protein of 350 amino acids. Lineage: Eukaryota; Metazoa; Arthropoda; Insecta; Hemiptera; Delphacidae. Gene Ontology annotation, biological process: protein phosphorylation. The transcript is spliced from 9 exons.